This is a messenger RNA of Diospyros lotus (date-plum), 1395 nucleotides long. Its product is annotated as 1-aminocyclopropane-1-carboxylate oxidase homolog 1-like. The transcript is spliced from 3 exons. Bases 99 to 1202 code for a protein of 367 amino acids. The record is from RefSeq and is a predicted model, not a curated record. Lineage: Eukaryota; Viridiplantae; Streptophyta; Magnoliopsida; Ericales; Ebenaceae.
UUCCAGUGCAUCAUAUAUAAAGAGAUCAUCUUAAUUAAGCUCUAGCUCUCUCAUCGCUAAUCAAACCCGUAAAUAUUCUUAAUCACAGCGCUGCCGCAAUGGUUGCGUCAGUUGUCGGAGAUUUCGACUGGGCCAAGGAAGUGAAGGAGUUCGAGGACUCCAAAGCCGGGGUUAAGGGACUGGUAGACUCCGGCCUGAAGAAGGUCCCCAGGCUCUUCAUCCACUCACCGGAGAGUCUGGAGAGCUCUCAAGCGGGGUCCAAAACUUCCCACGGCCCUCCCCUCGAUCUCCCCACGAUAGACUUCCAGGGAGUGGAGAGCGGCGGAGCCCGGCGGAGGGAGGUCGUGGAGGCGAUACGCGAGGCGGCUUCAACCUGGGGGUUCUUCCGGAUGGUGAACCAUGGCAUCCCCAUCGACACCUUGGACGCCAUGUUGGAAGCUACGAGAAGGUUCCACGAGCAGCCCACCGAGGCCAAAAGGGAGAUAUAUUCCACCGAUGGCACGAGAAGUGUGAGAUUCAGCGGCAACGUUCCCAAAAAUGAAUUUGAUCCUGCUUGUUGGAUGGAUAUUUUAAGCUGUGUCUUCCGAGAUGAUGCUAUUGACCCACAAAUUAUUCCUUCAGUUUGCAGAAAGGAAGUGCAAGAGUACGUCAAGUACAUGAUCAAACUGAGGGAGACGAUGGCGGAAUUACUUUCAGAGGCUUUAGGCCUAAGCAGCGAUCACCUCUCUCGAAUCGAAUGCAUGAAGAGUGAAUCACUGGCAAUGCUCUACUACCCAGUUUGCCCGGAGCCGAAUCUCACCGUCGGCAACGUCAGGCAUUCCGACACCACUUUUCUCACAGUCCUGUUGCAAGACGGCAUUGGCGGCCUCCAAAUUCUUCACGAUAACCAGUGGGUCGACGUGCCGCCCGUUCAUGGAGCUCUCAUAGCCAACAUAGGCGACCUUAUGCAGAUGAUUUCGAACGACAAGUUCAAGAGCGUGCUGCACAAGGUGAAGGCUCAACCCGUGGGAUCAAGAGUCUCAGUGGCUUGCUUCUUCACUGCAAGCACCGCCGCCUCAGCCAAGCCCUUCGGACCGAUCAAGGAGCUUCUCUCGGAGGACAGCCGGCCGGUCUACCGAGAAUUCCUCGCCGGCGAAUACUACGCCGCUUACAAGAGCGUUUACGGCCGCGCCGCCUCUGCCCUCGCUCACUUCAAGCUAUGAACAAAUAUAUCCUGUGGAUUAAUAACUGCUCAUAGCUAUAUAGAGAUAUGAUAUGAAAAUUAAGACGCUUUUGUAAGUCAAUCGUGCAUGGGUUACGUUUGACUUUAAAAAUACUUAGAAUAAAUAAAAAUAUAUGCAAUUUAGAGUGAAAUAAAAUGUGUUGCACAAUAAUGAAGUGAUCCUUUUAUUUUCC